Thalassophryne amazonica is the source of this 3527-nucleotide messenger RNA. RefSeq names its product sp1 transcription factor (gene sp1). NCBI's taxonomy places the organism in Eukaryota, Metazoa, Chordata, Actinopteri, Batrachoidiformes, Batrachoididae. Gene Ontology annotation, molecular function: RNA polymerase II cis-regulatory region sequence-specific DNA binding; DNA-binding transcription factor activity, RNA polymerase II-specific. Gene Ontology annotation, biological process: regulation of transcription by RNA polymerase II. Bases 123 to 2198 code for a protein of 691 amino acids. The record is from RefSeq and is a predicted model, not a curated record. The transcript is spliced from 6 exons.
AAGAAGAGAAACUCCUCCCGUCUUCAAAUUAUGAGCAGUAAGUCAAGUUUUUUUUUUUAAACGGUAAUAUGUUGUUGUGAACGCAGCACUAAGUCGGCAGAAAUCAGCAGCAGCAGAGUGACAUGGCCGCUGUGGAGAGCGGUGGAGGCUUCAGUCAAAAGAGAAACACAAAUUCACAAGACUCGCAGCAGCCCUCUCCUCUCGCCUUGUUGGCAGCCACUUGUAGUCGAAUCGACACCCCAGGGGAGAACGAUUCACCUACUGACCCACAACCAAGUGAGCAGCAACACCUAAACCUGAACCAAGGUGUUUUCACCUCUAGUGCCAACAGCUGGCAAGUUGUCCCUGACAACAUUCAAACGAGCUCGGGUACCAACGCUGUGUCUAGUGACUCUUCAGGAGUGAUGGCAGGUGGAGACACAGGAAAGAGCAAACAGGUUCUGUCACCAUCAACAGCUUCUGCAGGUAUUCAGGGACAUCAGCCGCCACAGUAUGUCGUGGCUCAGGCUCCAACUCUGCAAGGUCAGCAGGUACUAACCACCCUGUCAGGUAUGGUGCCUAAUAUUCAGUACCAGGUUAUUCCCCAGUUCCAAACAGUAGAUGGCCAACUGCAGUUCUCUCAGGCUCAACAGGAUUCUGCUGCAUCUCCAGCUGUAGCACCGGGGCAGUUUCAGAUAGUGUCGUCUCCGAAUGCCCAGCAAAUAAUGGCCACAGCAAACAGAGCGGGAGGGGCAGGAAACAUCAUAACCAUGCCCAGUCUCAUUCAGGGAGCCAUUCCCAUACAGAAUAUCAGUAUAGGCAGUGGCAUGCUACCAACUCAGUCACAGUUCUUGGCAAAUAUGCCAGUGUCUCUCAAUGGAAACAUAACUUUGUUGCCCAUCAGUACUGGAACAAGUGGUACAGGUGGAGAUGGAAAUGGCGCAGCAGAUAUUGGUAGAAACCAGCAGCUUGUGCAGCAGCAGCAGGGUGUGUCUUCCACCAGUGGAUCUGGUUACAUGUCCAGUACAACCACUGUCACCACACAAACAUCUUCUUAUGGAAUAACCCAAACGCAGAACAGCAACGGAGCAGUGACCGGCACGUUUCAGCAGAACAAUGGUUCUUCUGGUGGUGUCCAGGCGCAGCCAGACAGCAGAGAGGGACAGCAGCUGCAGCAGAUCCUUAUUCAGCCGCAACAGCUCACCCAGAGCGGAACACAUCUACAGAACAUCCAAGCUGGUGCUGGAGGUCAGGUUUUUGCUGCUCCAACACUUAGCCAGGAAGCCCUCCAGAAUCUUCAAAUUAUGCCAAACACAAGCCCAAUUUUCCUGCGUACUCUUGGCCUCAACGGUGAAGUCAGCUGGCAGGCCAUUCAGAUCCAGGGUUCAGCAGGAGCACCGAUCACUCUGGCCCCCGUGCAGACCCUCCCUCAGCUGGGCCAGGCUCAGGGUGCUGCUGCCGCUGGAGGAGUAUCUGUCAAUGCAGUACAGAUGCCAGGAAUCCAGACCAUUAACCUCAACACACUAGGUACCUCAGGACUGCAAAUGCACCAGCUGCAGGGUGUACCCAUCACCAUCACCAUUACUGCAGGAGAGCAGGGGUUACAGAUGGGAGGUGACAGUUUGGAUGACAGCACAGCCAUGGAUGAUGAGGACAUAAGCCCACCACCCCAAGGACGACGUAACCGGAGGGAAGCCUGUACCUGCCCCUUCUGCAAGGAUGGAGAAGGACGUAGUGACCCAAGUAAGAAGAAGCAGCAUAUUUGCCACAUCCUUGGGUGUGGAAAGAUUUACGGCAAGACAUCCCACUUAAGGGCCCACCUCCGCUGGCACACGGGAGAGCGUCCUUUUGUCUGCAGCUGGUCUUUCUGUGGCAAGAGAUUCACUCGUUCAGAUGAACUCCAGCGACAUAAGAGGACACACACAGGUGAAAAGAAGUUCCUCUGCCCAGAAUGUCCGAAACGUUUUAUGCGCAGUGACCACCUCUCCAAACACAUCAAGACCCACACGAACAAGAAAGUGACAGUUCCAGCUACGCCAGUUACAGCUGACACAUCUUCCCCUGCGGCUGGAACGGAAACUGGAUCAGUCGGUGCCAAUGACCAGCACACUAUUGUCUCCAUGGAAACCUUAUCGCCAGAGAGCAUAGCGCGAUUAGCCAGCAGUGGGAUCAGCAUGGUGCAGGUGGACCUUCACCAGAUUAAUGGCAACAGCUACUAAGGCCGGUUGAGGAGUGUGAAGACUGUCGGUAGAUGUUUGAUUGGGAUGUUUAGGGUUAAAUGGGCUGACUUUACGCCUUAGGCUUCAAACAGGAUGGGUGCUCAUGAAUGCAACAGAACACUACUAAAUAUUAAAGAAACAUGGGUUUUCUUUUUGCAUUUAAGUAGCAUAAAACGUUCAAGUGGAGGAGUUAAAAGUUUGAAUUGUGUAACAAUUACACUGCAGCCAUGAUGUCCUGUGGGACCCAGUUUGACUUGUUGACAGGAUUGCAAUAGUCAUUUGGUGUUCCGAACAGCUGGGAAGUUAAGUCCAGUUGCAAGUUUUUUUUGUUUGUUUGUUUUUAAGUGAAGUCUGUUCGACAAUUGUAAUAUUAUGAUUUGCCCUUUAAUCACAUCAGGUGCUUUCUGUCCUCUCUGAUACAUUCCUCUAUAUUUGGGUGCCUAGAUUUGGCAAAAAGUGUGGGGUUUUCAUAGAACUGAUAUUCACAAACUAUCUUCAUAUAGAGACUAAUGUCAAGUGUUUUGAGGGCUGGAAUUAUUUGGUUAAAACCAGUUCAGAGCCAGAAACACUAACAAGCGAGUGUAUAGGUGUGUAAGGACACCAAAAUCCUGCAAAUAACCAUGUAACCUGUAGGUACACACAUGUAAGCCAUCUUGUUUUGACUUAUCAAAGCAAAGGUUCUUUGGUGUAUAUAUUGUAAAGGCUAAAAGAACUCUUAGCGUAGGUUUGGUGAUAUUUGGGAUUAUGCAAGGGUUUGUUAUAUAAAGCCCUCAUGCAAGGAAAUAAAUGGUAUGUAGAUUUAAUUAUGUAUACAUGAACCUUUGUCAUAGAAUGUAUUUUAAUAUAGUACAAAUAUCUGGUAUAUUUAACCUGAAUUUGCAAUCCGGUUUUGCCCCCUGUGCUCCCCUUUCAGUUAAGUGUCAUUGGGUUUAUAAUUACAGCCACACAACAAAAUGUCAGCUCAAACCAAAGGUUCAUCCUGCACCCUAGUGAGAUAAAACCCUUUCUGGUCCACAAAAUGUUUUUGUGAUACAAAGUUAUAACUGGAAGAGCUCCAGCAAUAUACAAAACUCAGGUGCUUAUCUUUAAAGAUGUCAAAUUGUAUUAAGGUUUAAAGGCAUGGGCUUUUUCUUUUCUUUUCUUCUUUGAGUGUUAAUUGUUCACACUUGAUUUGAUACACAAUUGUAACAUACUAGUAUGAGAUGGUUAACAGAUUAAGUUAAUUGGACAAGUGCUCUUACAUUUUUGACCCAUCGUAAAUAAGGGAUUUUGUAUUGUGUGUAUAAUACUACUGCAAAUACCAACAGUCUCAUUAAAAUUUUAAAUACA